GUGUAUUUAAUGUAAAGUGUUCAGUCAACUGGACCUGCAGCUGCCAACAGGAGUUCCGGCUGAAGUAGAGAAAACGCCUUGAUUAAUCGCCAGACUGAUUGUCUGGAUCACAUCUUUGGUUCACUUGCAUUGACCUUAAGCUUUGGUUAACAGAGCAGAUGAAUGUUCAGUGAAUGAAGGAGGCUUCACUUCAAACAGAUUUAGGUUUGGUCCAAACUCACAAACUGCUUGUGUAUUUGCAGAGGAAUGGCAGUGUGUCACUGUAACUGGUACGGCGUGGUAAUCUGCUUGUGCAGCCCGUGCAUUUGCCUGCUCCUGCUCCUGCUCUUCACCUACACCUGUUUGAUGCUGAGUAAAAACGUAACAAACCCCAAAGGUGCUCAUUUUGUGGCCCCCGGAGCCUUCAGAAAUGACAGCUUUGCCCCGAUGCCUAAAUCUUUCUGGGCGCUCUCCUUGCAUGGUAACAGCCUCUGGAACCAUCUGCAGUUGGUCACUGAGCGCCACCACAACCCCAUCCUGGCUCCCCACAACAGAAAGAUGAGGUUUGACAAUGAGUCCCUGCUGUGGCAAGGUUUCUCUGAAGUUAGACAUUUGGAGAAUGGGACGUCAAAGUUUGACAUGCAACCACAGCCAAUUAAAGAAUUUGUGAGACACAUGCAUCAGAGGGAUUACCCGAUCCUCUUACAGCCGGAUGGUAUGUGUGGAGCUGGGGCAAAAAACGAGAAGAAGCGCCCUCUUCUCCUCAUUGCCAUCAAGUCAUCAGAGCUGAACUUAAGGAACCGACAGGCCAUUCGACGGACGUGGGGCCAGGUGGGGUGGGUGGCAGGACACAGCAGGAACAAGAGCAGCGGAGAAGAAAUUGGGGGGUAUGUCCGCAGGGUCUUCCUACUCGGUAGAGAAAACCGAGAGAACCUGAGUGCAGGUGUGUCCAAGUUUCUGCAGACAGAGAGUGAACUGUAUGGAGACAUUCUGCAGUGGGACUUCAAGGACACAUUUUUCAACCUCACCCUGAAGGACGUGCUCUUCUGGAGCUGGUUCUCGAAUGUCUGUGGCAGCAUUCAGUUCGUCUUAAAGGGAGACGAUGACGUCUUCGUCAACAGCAUGAAAAUGAUAACAUAUCUGCAGGACCAGCUCAAGAAGCCACAAGUACAUGAGACGAUGAAAGACUUCAUGGUUGGACAAGUCAUCAGUGAGGCAGCGCCCAUCCGAGCCAGAAACUCCAAGUACUUCAUCCCUGAGAGCUUCUACAAGGGCCUCUAUCCUUUGUACGCAGGCGGGGGCGGGGUGGUGUACUCAGGUCUGCUGACCAGACGUCUACACCUGAUGUCCAAAAGGGUUCACCUGUUCCCCAUUGACGAUGUUUACGUGGGUAUGUGUAUGGUUCGGCUCAACAUUUCCCCGAUCAACCACCCCGCCUUCCUCACGUUUGACUUUGCCGCAAAAGAGGAGAAGGAUCCGUGCUUGUAUCACAGCAUAUUAUUGGUCCACAAGCGAAGCCCCCAAGAGAUAGUGAACCUGUGGACAGACAUGAAAAAGACACAGACACAGUGUUGGGAUGUGCCCCUGAGGAAAACAGGCCCAGGACAAGGAACCUAAACUCUGAUUCAUGCAAGAGCUAUUACCACAAAUUGAGCAUCUAAGCUUAACCCUCUUUAUCUUUUUGCGUAAGACAUCGAAACUGUCACAUCCCCCCAUGUUUCCUGAUAAUCUGUCCUGUAGUUGCUGUGUAAUCCUACUGACUAACACACAAAGAAACUAACAAAAGAAACCAAUGAAAACAGGAGCUCCUUGGCAGAUCUUUUUUUUUUCAUGUGUUUCUCACCCUGCAGCUCAGUUAGCUUCUCAUGUGCUGUUUCUUUCUGACUGCUAACAGGCCCUUUAACAACCCCUCAUUAUCCAAAAAUAUUUCAGAUUUAAAGAAAUUAAAAAAAUAUAGAUGUGAGUUUAAUGAGGUCCUGAUUUGGGACCAUUGUUUCCUCCUGUCACACCUCAGGGAAUGUGGUCACCUACGAACUAUACUGAUUGAUCUGGUUCCACUGGCUGUAGAAGAAACUGUUCAAUGGCUUCAUGUCAAGUAUUGCGAGCUAAUAUUUUGAGAAUUGAGGCACAGUGUGCUGCCCUGUAAUGGACUAGUGACCUGUCCUCCUGCCUCUUGCUCAAUGUCAGCUGAGAUUGGCUCAAGUCCCCCCAGACCUUCAGAGGAUAUGCAGCACAGAUGAAUCAUGGAUGGAUACAUGGUGCACACGGAGAAUAUGUUUAUUUCUCACCAAACCUGAAAAGCUGUGAAAGGCAGGUUUUUUGAGUCAGGAUUGUUUCUUUAGAAAAUUUAUUUUUAGUGAACCCCAGUCUAGAUUGAAUUUAGCGUGUUAGUUUUUAAUUUCUCUGCACUCUAAACUUAGAAAGUGAUGCAACUCUUUUGGGUAGAAUUGUAUUUAAAGUGGCAAAGGCUUUCUGAAAUCUGUUUCUGGUGUAAAAAAUCUGAAAUUAAAAUAAUAAAUCAACCAAGAUUUAAACUCA
This is a messenger RNA of Paralichthys olivaceus (Japanese flounder), 2517 nucleotides long. Its product is annotated as N-acetyllactosaminide beta-1,3-N-acetylglucosaminyltransferase 2-like. Gene Ontology annotation, molecular function: UDP-glycosyltransferase activity; hexosyltransferase activity. The record is from RefSeq and is a predicted model, not a curated record. Gene Ontology annotation, cellular component: Golgi membrane. NCBI's taxonomy places the organism in Eukaryota, Metazoa, Chordata, Actinopteri, Pleuronectiformes, Paralichthyidae.